Molecule: messenger RNA, 1047 nt
Organism: Cantharellus anzutake
Lineage: Eukaryota; Fungi; Basidiomycota; Agaricomycetes; Cantharellales; Hydnaceae
Product: mitochondrial carrier domain-containing protein
Exons: 13
Coding region: 38-931 (297 amino acids)
Biological process (GO): mitochondrial L-ornithine transmembrane transport
Molecular function (GO): L-ornithine transmembrane transporter activity
Source: RefSeq, a predicted model, not a curated record
CCACGGUGAUCGAAUAGAGCUGAUCAACCCAAGCGCAAUGAGCAAAGAGGGGACUGAACGCGCAGUACGCGACAGUCGCGUGGAGCGACGCCCGUCGCUCCUUGUUGAGUUAAUAUCAGGCUCGGUAGCGGGUGCAGCUCAAGUUCUUGUCGGGCAGCCCCUCGACACAGUGAAGACCAGAGCACAGGUAGCAUCGAGUCCGAUGGAUAUUCUCAUCCAGACUGUUCGAAAGGAGGGCUUUUUUGCUUUGUAUAAAGGGACGCUGUCUCCUUUGAUCGGGAUUUCGGGAGUCAACUCUUUGCUCUUUGGUGCUUAUGGCGUCUCCCGCAAAAUGAUCUCACCAUUCCCUGAUUUAUCAAUAGCCCAAACAGCUGUUGCUGGGGGGAUGGCUGGCGCGGUGAACUCGAUUCUCGCUGGGCCAGUCGAACUUUUCAAAAUUCGAAUGCAGGGUCAAUACGGUGGUGCUGACGACAAACGCUUGUCUCGUGUCGCUAGAGACUUGUGGAAAGAAUGGGGUUUCCGCAAAGGAAUCAUGCGAGGGUUUUGGGUGACAGUGGCAAGAGAAAUACCUGCAUACGCAGGAUUUUAUUCCGGUUACGAGUAUACCAAGAGACAAUUUAAGUUCAGAUAUGGCGAGAACCUUCCCAUCUGGGCUUUACUAGCAAGUGGAUCUUGUGGUGGUAUAUCAUAUUGGCUGGCUUGUUAUCCAUUAGAUGUUGUCAAGUCCCGCGUUCAGCUGGCACCCAAACCGCCCACCGGGGGUCUUACCUACAUUGCACGCGAGCUUGGUACCGUAUACCAUGAAGGCGGAAUAAAGGGGUUGUAUCGCGGGCUGACUCCAUCUUUGAUACGAACCAUCCCGGCAGCUGCCGUCACUUUCGCCACCUUUGAGAUCACACGUGAAUAUCUUCAGGCACACACUUCGUGGUAGAUGGCGCGCCAGACACUUAUGAAAUAGUUCAUCACUGCUUCUACACAGCUCCGGUACUGGACCGCUAAACAGUGGAGUGCACGGGUGCAAUAAUUGACCAGGAGGCGGUAAUAUAG